Molecule: messenger RNA, 2734 nt
Organism: Pungitius pungitius (ninespine stickleback)
Lineage: Eukaryota; Metazoa; Chordata; Actinopteri; Perciformes; Gasterosteidae
Gene: slc25a10b
Product: solute carrier family 25 member 10b
Exons: 11
Coding region: 476-1336 (286 amino acids)
Biological process (GO): malate transmembrane transport; phosphate ion transmembrane transport; succinate transmembrane transport
Molecular function (GO): thiosulfate transmembrane transporter activity; oxaloacetate transmembrane transporter activity; sulfate transmembrane transporter activity
Source: RefSeq, a predicted model, not a curated record
AGACGCGUGUCUCUUUAACACGUCGCGCGGCCGUUGGUAGAGGUGAACGCGCGCGGCUGCGUGUGACUUUGGGCUGCCUUUUGGUGCUGUUCGGGUCGUUCAGUGGUCUCUUGCCCCGCUGUCGACCUUUGAAAGCCCGGGGCGGGAGUAGGCAGCUCCGGCGUCCGCGGCGCCCAUUGGCUGCGCUCCUCGCCGCUUCCUAUUGCGCAUCGUGACCCAAACACAGCAGACAGUGCACAAGCGCGCACGCACACGCCUCGUGUUUGUACGUGCAUGCACGCACGCACGCGCGCGCGCGACACCGCAGGAGCCCAAAGUCCUCCCAGGUCCGCGGCGCUCUUAUAGACAGAUCACGCGUUGACCCGAGCCCAGGAGAACCACGCGCUGCACACGGUCGCGACCCGCGGGGCAGGAAGGAGAGCGAGGACGGCGUGUGGGAGGAAGUCACUGUCGGAAGACGUCAACGCGCGCAGCCAUGACCGAGAAACGGAUGUCGCGGUGGUAUUUCGGGGGGCUCGCGUCGUGCGGAGCGGCGUGCUGCACGCAUCCUCUGGAUCUGAUCAAGGUACACCUGCAGACCCAGCAGAAAGUGGAGAAGCGGAUGUUGGGGAUGGCCAUCCAUGUGGUUAAGAGCGACGGCGUGCUGGCCCUCUACAGUGGCCUCUCUGCCUCCCUUUGCAGACAGAUGUCCUAUUCACUCACCAGAUUUGCAAUCUACGAGACGGUUCGGGACAUGUUGGGCAGCACAGGCCAGGGCCCGAUGCCCUUUUACCAGAAGGUGCUGCUGGGGGCCUUCGGAGGUUUCACUGGUGGCUUCGUGGGCUCUCCAGCAGACAUGGUGAACGUCAGGAUGCAGAAUGACAUGAAACUACAACCAGAACUGAGGAGAAACUACAAACAUGCCAUCGAUGGAUUCUACAGAGUCUUCAGAGAAGAGGGUGUGAGGAGACUCUUUUCAGGAGCCACCAUGGCGUCCAGCAGAGGCGCGUUGGUCACUGUGGGACAGUUGGCGUGUUACGACCAGGCCAAGCAGCUGGUGCUGGGAACGGGCCUGAUGGGAGAUAACAUUCUCACGCACUUUGUCUCCAGCUCCAUUGCUGGAGGCUGUGCUACGUUCUUGUGUCAACCUCUGGAUGUCCUCAAAACAAGGCUGAUGAGCUCAAAGGGAGAGUACACGGGGGUGAGGCAUUGCUUAACAGAAACUGCCAAGCUUGGUCCGCUGGCAUUUUAUAAGGGUCUCGUCCCCGCUGGAAUCCGCUUGAUUCCUCACACCGUGCUCACCUUCAUCUUCCUCGAGCAGCUCAAGAAAUACUUCGGCAUUCGCAUCAUCUCCUGAUCACGCUGUCACGAGCCCCCCCCCGCCCCCCCCGCAACAACCCCGUCAUCGCUCGACUCCGGGCUUUAGGAGGCUAGAAACGGCGCCAUGUACAGAUUAUUUUGGACUUGUGCAUGUUUUUCUCUUUUUGCUCUUCUUCCAUCUCACAGCCAGCGAAAUCAAUCGGCUUAGAAUCAAAAUGAUGUUGUGAAAGAAGAUGCUAAAUAUAAAAAGGUGUCUUACAGUGACCUAAAGGGCUUGGAGAGAAGAUUAAAAUGAGAUCUGAUGAAUAUCAAGUGGCGUUAGUUCAAUACAAAUGAGUAUUAAUUUGAAACGAAUUGCUAAUCUGAUUUGGCUAUUUAUGUAAUCUGAGUCUCUACUUGUCCAGUUCACUGUACAAAACACAAACUAAACCAUUGCAGCCUUUGAAUCUGUGCCUAUAUAUAAUGUCCCCAAAAGCCAUUACUAAAAUGUGACUUAACAAAUGUCGUUACGUAGUAAUCAUUUAACAGCGAUGAGCCCAUGUGAUGCGUCCAGAAUGGUUAAUUGUUUUUGUUUUUUCUUCAUUGAAUUCAUGUUUUAUAACUUGAUCAACUAGCAGGUUAAAUGUUAUAAUGACCCAUACCUCAUUCCGAUUGCUCUAAGUGUUACACGCUUAAAUCUUCUGGAGAAGAGGACCAAGUUUGUUUUGUCUUGUAGGAGCGAGUUUUUGUGGGAAAACUGUGCCUCAGACUGGUGGUGGGUUUGGUGGAAUCACUUUGUUUUUCAGUCCCAAUUUCAUUCUAUAAGACCACUUAAACUCCUUUUAGUUCUGUUUAAUAAUACUGAUGCCUGUAGACUGUACAAGAGCAUGUGGUGUUACUGUCUCCUUCAGCCAGACUUCAUGACUCAGGAUGCUACUCGGUUUUGUAAGAUUCCCUUUGACUAACACUGGCUAACCACAUGGGAAACAUGCUCUGAAAGGAAAAAACGUUUUGACUUUGUAAUGUCAGCGGCACCAAGGUGUAAUGUUUCUGACAUUUGCGUCCCAGUUGUUGUGGGGUAAGUGUGGUCCGAUGCAGACUCUGUAGUGUAUCUGCUCUGUGACAGAGUCCUGCUGCCUGACCAAUGGGAGUCCUCCAGGUGGCAGCAUGUGACUGAACAAUAGUCUGCACCUUCAUCUAAGGAUGCACGAGGGGGGAAAAAGAACAAAGGAGAGCCACAAACUCUGAGCAACCUUUUGUGAUAUGAACCUGCGUGUUGUAAUGCUCACGCACCCCUCAAACCCCCCCAGGUGCUGUAGAUCAGUGACUCCUGUGGACCUGGCAUUAUUCACUCAUGUAACUGGAAGUACGCACCGUUCUGGGUGUUUUGAAUUUAUAUUUUGCAACUACUAACUGUUGAUUUUGGAAUUAAAAUACUAAUGAAAAACAUGGUUUC